AUGACCCUUCCUACCACUCAAACAUCAGACGAUUGGUGUGACCUGAAGGACAACUACAGCAUGCUCUUGCAGGGAAUUGUUGACCAUGAGAUGAGGUUUCUUGACAUUGUAACUGGUUGGCCUGGGGGCAUGACGGUGUCUAGACUUUUAAAGUGUUCAGGAUUUUUCAAGCUCUGUGAAGGUGGACAGCGUUUGAAUGAAAAUUUAAAGGGCAUCAUCUUGGUAUGUUGGAGAAUCCUUAACAAGGUUAUGUGGAGAUCCGAUAAGCGGAAACUUCCGAGCAUCAUCUUGAUUUGUCUGAAGGCAGAUGAAAGAGAUGUAUACGAGUUAUUCUCAAGGGCUGGCAAGGUCCGCGAUGUACGCCUCAUUAUGGAUCGCAAUUCAAGACGUUCUAAGGGAGUUGGGUAUAUUGAGUUUUAUGAUGCAAUGUCGGUACCUAUGGCGAUUGCACUUUCUGGUCAGCCUCUUCUUGGUCAACCACUGAUGGUGAAGCCAUCAGAGGCUGAGAAGAAUCUGGUUCAAUCAACAUCUGUGGUUAGCGGACCAGGUGUGAUGAUAGGCCCAUAUUCUGGCGGAGCUAGAAGGCUGUAUGUUGGAAAUCUCCAUACCAAUAUAAAAGAAGAUGAUCUCCGCCAGGUUUUUGGAGCAUUUGGUCCUGUAGAACUGGUUCAGUUACCUGUUGAAGAAACUAACUGCAAAGGUUUUGGAGUUGUGCAGUUGCUUGCAGUUCUCACGUCUUGAAGAUUCUAGAAAUGCACUGAGUUUGAAUGGAAAAUUGGAGAUUGCAGGUCGACUAAUUAAGGUGUCAGCUGUUACAGACCAAGCUGGAAUGCAAGAUCUUGGAGCAAAUGGUGGUGAUUUUGAUGACGAUGAAG
Prunus mume (Japanese apricot) is the source of this 875-nucleotide messenger RNA. NCBI's taxonomy places the organism in Eukaryota, Viridiplantae, Streptophyta, Magnoliopsida, Rosales, Rosaceae. The record is from RefSeq and is a predicted model, not a curated record.